AACGGGGCCGGUGAAAUUAGUUGACUUUUAGUUGGGCAAGACCUCUUUAUAAGCUCAGUUACACAUCUAGGAACAUCAGAGUGAUUUUGUCGAAGGUCACGAAGCACACGAGUAGGUUCUCCACUGUCAUCGAGUUCUUGAAUUACAGUUUCCUGGAGACGUAUUUCAGCUAGACCCGUCUAUUCAAUUACAGCAUUAAGUUUUCGAACGACAGCACACUGGGAACAGAACCUACGUAGAGCAUAGGAAAGAUAAGGAAGGAGACCACACGACGACAAACGAGGCAGAUGGAGUGAAUGACCACCGCCACCCGAUGUGUCGCUCGAUUCCUGCGCUCGGCAGCCACCUCACUCGUUUUGCUUUGCUCUGCCGCUCUUCGGUUUGGGUUCCCGAUCUGAAACUUGUUCCUCAUGCACGCCCUCUCUUCACCGUCCCCCCACCUACGUGUCCAUCUCCCUCGCUCCCCCUCUCCUCUAUAAAAUCACCGCACCUUCACCUCCAACUUUAACUCUCCAUCUCUCUCAUCUUCCUCUCUCUCUCUCACUUGUGUCAUAGAGCUUUCAUUCGGCCACCGUCCAUGGCGGACCGCGACCGCGAUAGGGACCGCGACCGUCCCCACCAGAUCCAAGUCCAUCCGCAGCACCGCUACAACACUGGCCCCGGUGGCAAGGGCUACAACAUGUCUGAGGGGGGACCGUCUGCGGGCAAGGUCCUCGCGGUCAUGGCGAUGCUCCCCGCGGGGGGCAUCCUCCUCGGCCUCGCCGGGAUCACCUUCGUCGGGACCCUCAUCGGGCUCUGCUUGACCACCCCGCUGUUCAUCAUCUUCAGCCCCGUGCUCGUGCCGGCUGCGCUGGUGGUCGGGCUCGCCGUGACGGGCUUCCUCACGUCGGGGGCAUUCGGGCUGACAGCGCUGUCGUCCCUCUCACGGGUGGCGAACUACAUAAGGCAGGUGACCGGCACGUCGCCGGAGCAGAUGGCAGAGCAUGCAAAGCGGCGGCUUGCGGACACCGCCGGGUACGUGGGCCAGAAGACGAAGGAGGCAGGCCAGCAGGUGCAGAGCAAGGCCCAAGAAGUCGGCGGUGAGCGCGGCGGUGCUGGUGGAGGGAGGACUUGAAGAAAACGAGGGCGCCAUCAAGAGCUCGACGAGGAUGACUAGGGAGUGUGCAUGAUGGGGUCCUUUGAGCGAUCAUUGAGGAAUCGUUCGGGGGAUGCAUGUAAGGGUUCGUAUGAGAUCAUGAAGAAGGGGAAAAUAAGGAAGCUUUUUCUUUUGUAUUUAGUCAUUUUGGGAUUUGCAUGCAGGUUUAUAUUUUGAAGGGGGGUGGUUGGACCUUGUGGCUACCUUUGUCUAUGUUUUUUCA
This is a messenger RNA of Eucalyptus grandis, 1358 nucleotides long. RefSeq names its product oleosin 18.2 kDa. Gene Ontology annotation, cellular component: monolayer-surrounded lipid storage body; membrane. The coding region runs from base 578 to 1114 and encodes 178 amino acids. NCBI's taxonomy places the organism in Eukaryota, Viridiplantae, Streptophyta, Magnoliopsida, Myrtales, Myrtaceae. The record is from RefSeq and is a predicted model, not a curated record. The transcript has a single exon. Gene Ontology annotation, biological process: seed oilbody biogenesis; lipid storage; response to freezing.